UUCCCAGAUUCUGCCCCCUCAAGGAGAAUGAGGCCUCAAGGGGCCGUCUUGGUGGCUCUUCCCCAGGUGGGGCUCAUCGUGGUCUGGCUGCUCGCCCAUCAUCAGAUGUCUGGUUGGUGUGACGGCCCAAGGAAGCUGCCCUGGUGCCCACCCUACAAAGUCUUGUUGGUUGUGUGGACAACUAUCUACUCCAUCAUGGGCUAUGCCUCCUACCUGGUGUGGAAGGAGCUGGGAGGGGCCUUCAGGCAGCCCCUGGCCCUGCCUCUUGGCCUCUAUGCUGUGCAGCUCACCAUCAGCUGGACUGUCCUGAUUCUCAUUUUCGUAGCCCACACCCCUGGUCUGGCCCUGCUGCACGUGCUGCUGCUCUACGGGCUGGUGGUGAGCAUGGCACUGAUCUGGCACCCCAUCAACAAACUGGCUGCCCUGCUUCUGCUGCCCUACCUGGCCUGGCUGACUGUGACCGCUUCCAUCGCCUACCGCCUGUGGAGCGAAAGCCUUCGUCCAGAGCGCCAGCCUCAGCCCACAGCGGAGAAGAGCCACUGA
Diceros bicornis minor is the source of this 543-nucleotide messenger RNA. It is a transcript of the gene TSPO2, whose product is annotated as translocator protein 2. The record is from RefSeq and is a predicted model, not a curated record. Lineage: Eukaryota; Metazoa; Chordata; Mammalia; Perissodactyla; Rhinocerotidae. Bases 28 to 543 code for a protein of 171 amino acids. The transcript has 3 exons. Gene Ontology annotation, molecular function: cholesterol binding. Gene Ontology annotation, cellular component: endoplasmic reticulum; membrane.